Molecule: messenger RNA, 1662 nt
Organism: Hypoxylon fragiforme
Lineage: Eukaryota; Fungi; Ascomycota; Sordariomycetes; Xylariales; Hypoxylaceae
Exons: 1
Coding region: 290-1588 (432 amino acids)
Source: RefSeq, a predicted model, not a curated record
AAAGAACCAAGUUUUGUUUGACUAAGACAGUUUUCUUCAUCAUUAUAUUUUUCUUUCUUGUCGCAGAGUUUUCACGGUGAAGUUUGUUACCUCACAGUACGGGUUAGAGGAACCAUCAAGGUUAGGUCUGCUGAGUCAACGAGGGCUUAGACGAAUGGUUAUUGGUCAUAGGCUCGGUAUCAGUAUCAACAAGCAAACAUCUUGGAUUUUAUAUUCGUUUCCAAACCGGAGUCACUAGACACUCACCUUACCGCCACUUACACACAUAAUACACAACAGAGACAACAUCAUGCCUCCACGUAGGAAUCUACCCACGCUGUCUAUUCACUCGAGACAGCCCGCCGCUGCCAUGUCUUCUACUUUAUUAUCCCCCUCCCCGAGUAAUAGGUCUUCUAUGAUGCCUAUCACACCACCUGCUCGACUACAUCUCCGAAAUAUUUUACCGCUAACUCCUGACGGUAUGCCUACACCCCCACCCCCGCCUCGUAAGCCAUAUCCCUGGCUGUGGCAGUGUCACUCAUGCAACACCAUCUAUCGCAUUGGCUGCACGCGGCGCUGUCUCGUCUGUGAUCACGAGUAUUGCGUUUCUACAACUACGCAACAGACCCGUCGUGGUAAGAAGCGACGCCGCAGCAACAGCACGUGCCCCUCGGAGUUUGACUAUGGCGGAUGGGAAGAAUGGGGUGCCUGGCGCCGCAAGGUUCUUGGAUUACAAAUCACAACUUGGGCGGGACAGAAGCAACGCGAGCAAGCUUUCGUUGAUCGGAAGCACAAUUGCAUGAUCGACUGCGAUUUCCCAUCUCAAUGCCACCAUGAGCGGUUCAGGCUUCAAGAGGAAGCACUAGAAAAGAAUUUGCAGGAGUCACCCCUGGAGGGACUCCCAUCACCAUCGCCCAUCGCAACCGUACCAUUGGGCUUGGACGAUAAAAUGCCGUCAACUGUGACGCUGGAAGUGCGAGAGAUUGCGGAUCAAAAUAACGGACAGGGAAGUCCUACUAGUCCCAAAAGUCCGCUUAGGCAGAGUUUCUUUUGGGAUGAAGCAGAGGACAAAGAGGGAGAAGAGGUUUCAUGGUGGGUGGCUGGUCAACAACAGGAAGAAAUCAAGGCUGAGACUCACCAGAAGAGCCAAUCGACAUCUGGAAACAAGGAUGAUAAAACGAGAGAGGCGACUCCCCUAAUUCUCGAAGACAGAAAUGCGAAGCCGUUGUACAAUGCGAUGGAGGAUAAGGACAUAGUUCGUCGUGCUAUUAAGUGCAGCAAAAGAUCACGGUGCCGGUCAAGAAAUUCCAGUCGAGAACAUCCGAAACACAGGAGCAGACUGACGGUGCGCAACUUUACCAAGGCGGAUGGAUGGGAAGAUUGGGAGGACUCGUCAGACAGCGACUCUGAUGAUAGCUCAGUGGCAUCUUUCUCCUCAUUUUCGUCGUCAUCAUCUUCCGAUGGUGAAUGGCUUCCGGCAAGUGACCUGACGUCUGCCUGUAGCUCUGAAGCUAGCAGCACAACUGAUGCAGAGGAAAGCGAGGAGGAAGAAGUGGACCAGGAGUUGAGGGAAUUGAUUAAAGUAAGCAACUCUUUCUUGCAGAGUUAAGGGCGUAAUAGUAAGAAAAUGGGCGGAUGUGAAGCGGGAGGAACAAAGCGAUCUGAAUCAGAAAGGGUAACGGU